GUCAAAAAAUUAUCCUACGAUAUGAUAAGAAACCACUCUUCCCUUCUUGCGAGGUCCUAAUAAAUAAAGAGAUCCAAAUUUCCUAUCACGGUUGCAUACCAAUCUUCUGUCAGCUUAAUAUACCUUGUCAUCGUCUUCGUUCGAUCUGGUUAUUGUUAUAAACUACGUCAACUAUAACAUCACCACUGACACAAAACCGCCUCUCCAUUCAUCCAGCAGCAUCCCACCACGAGGAGCCGUCUUCUCUUAUUUAGCACCACCACACCUUCCAAGUACCCCCCAUUCUCUCCCCGCGGCACCUUCAAAUCCCCUCCACCUUCAGGUAACAACAACAAAACGGCUUCAACCAAGCCCUUCAUCGCAACCGUCCUCUUCUCCCUCGCCGCCGCCUCUGUAGGUGCCGUAGUCUACUUCCGCCCCGGGAUAGGACGGGACAUAGGAGCCAAAAUGUCGAACAAACUGGUCCCCGCGAACCCGGACGACGUCAUGGUGAUCCGAGACGUCACUCCCAACGUCGUCACUUUCUCUGUGCCCUUUUUGCGGUUCGGAAAGAUUCCUAUCGGAGGGAGGGGGACUUUGGUCCGUCUCUCCAACAACACCCUAGCAGUCUUCUCCCCCGUAGCCCUCACGCCCUCGGCCCGCUCCCGCGUUUCCUCGCUCGGCUCCGGCCAAGUAAGCUACAUCGUCGCCACCGAUAUCGAGCACCACAUCUUUGUAUCCGAAUGGGCGCGGGCCUUUCCCGACGCCAAAAUCAUUGGUCCCGAGGGUCUUCCGGAAAAGCGGGCCAAGGUGACCGACGACGAACGCAUCGGGCACGAGCCCUUUUCCGUCGUCUUUACAAAGGAAAACAAAAAAAGUAUCAAGAUCGACGACGCCUUUGAUGCCGACUUUGAGUAUGAAUACGUCGACGCGCACCCCAACAAGGAGCUGGUGUUCUACUACAAGCCUGAUAAAGUCCUGAUCGAGGCCGAUCUCAUGUUCAACCUGCCUGCCAUUGAGCAGUACUCCAAGGUUCCCGAGGCGGAAAAGCCGCACGGGAGUUUACUGGGGAGGUUGUUCCAGGCGAUGAAUAACACCGAGGGAGAGGCCAAGGGGAUUAAGAGGUUUUUGUGGUACGCGAUGAGUCGGGGGGAUCGGGCAGGGUUCAACGAGAGUGUACGGAGGAUUGAUGGGUGGGAUUUUGAGACGAUUGUGCCGUGUCAUGGAGAGACGAUUGUGGGGAAUGGGAAGGAAGUGUUUGAGAAGGUAUUUGAGUGGCAUUUGGUUGACCAUAACUGAGUGGGACAGGAAGUGUUGGCGGAUACCCAGGGAGGUAGGUGAUGGAGUUGUUAGGGGGGGUUCUUUUGGUGUUUUUCCUAGGUAUGUUUCUGGAAAUGGAUGGUAUUGUAUGAGAGUUUCGGACUGCUCUCUAUGUCUUAUGGGCUGCUAAUAAUAUGGACGUAAAUAAUGGAUAUGCAGGGGUAUCAAUCAUGUAAACAAACCCAAAUAUACCCAUAAGACCAUUGGGUCUUUGUUAUACCGC
Molecule: messenger RNA, 1522 nt
Organism: Neurospora crassa OR74A
Lineage: Eukaryota; Fungi; Ascomycota; Sordariomycetes; Sordariales; Sordariaceae
Exons: 2
Coding region: 448-1278 (276 amino acids)
Source: RefSeq, a predicted model, not a curated record